Heteronotia binoei (common prickly gecko) is the source of this 1467-nucleotide messenger RNA. It is a transcript of the gene C1H11orf98, whose product is annotated as chromosome 1 C11orf98 homolog. The transcript has 4 exons. The record is from RefSeq and is a predicted model, not a curated record. Lineage: Eukaryota; Metazoa; Chordata; Lepidosauria; Squamata; Gekkonidae. The coding region runs from base 54 to 695 and encodes 213 amino acids.
CUCCGGAAAUCCUGGAGCGGCGUCAUUGGGACUUGGCGUGGCGUGGGAGCAGCAUGGGGGCUCCUGGAGGGAAAAUCAACCGGCCGAAGACGGAGCUGCAGAAGAAACUUUUCAAAAGACGCCGCGUUUUGAGCAAGCAGAAGAGAAAGAAACACCGGAUUGUGGGCGCCGUGGUGGAUGAGGGGCUCAUCACCGUCCACCACUUGAAGAAACGCUGCUCCAGCUCUCGAUCUAACAUCACUCUUUCGGGGAAGAAGAGGAGGAAACUGCUGAAGCAGCUCCGCCAUACUGCGAAGGAGAUGGUUGCCAUGCAAGUUGAUGUGUCUCCUGGUCCAAGUAAAAAACCCCGGCGCAGGAAGGGGAAAAGAGAAAGAAUGCAAGAAAAGUUUGCAGCCAGCCUGGAUAUAGAGAUGGUAGAAGUGGCGCCAAUCGCAGAGAGCGUGGAGCCGGUUGUGGAAAGCGUGGAGCCGGUCGCGGAGAGCAUGGAGCCGGUCGCGGAGAGCGUGGAGCCGGUCGCGGAGAGCGUGGAGCCGGUCGCGGAGAGCGUGGAGCCGGUCGCGGAGAGCGUGGAGCCGGUCGCGGAGAGCGUGGAGCCGGUUGCGGAGAGCGUGGAGCCGGUUGCGGAGAGCGUGAAGCCGGUUGCGGAGAGCUUGGAGCUAGUCACAGAAAGUGUGGAGCCAGUCACAGAGAGCUGAAAUCUCCCCCCAAAGUCUUGCAGUCAGUUUCCAUGGCCCCUUUCUUGUGACUGCAGCUGCUGGCAGGAAUCUGGGGGCUGGAGGAAAUGGAUCAUGGCCCAGCUCAGUGCCAGAAACUUUAGAGUGACUUGGAGUCUUUGUGGAGACGCGUUUUCCCACUUGAGAGAGCUGCAACUUUGCAGCCUUGCUUCCUUGCAUGGCCACCUCUGCUCCUGUUGCCACCCCAAGCAGGGAGAACACAGUGCAGAAGGAAGCAUUCCCCCACAUGCAACAGCGCAAGGGGGGAGGCCUCCUAUGUCUCUGUGUUCCCAUUAGCUCCGGCCCGCAGCAGCGCUUCCUUCUCUGAAGCCCAUUGGAACUGGGGUGGUUGAGGGGAGAUGAGGGGUGCACCGUGUGGCAUUCCUGCCGAUUUGGUGCCUCAAAUGACCCCAUUGGUGAUCUGUCCCUGGCUGCUCCUUCCUUCCUGUUGUGCCAGGGAAGGACUGUGGGUUCUCCACGCUUCAAAGUACCGGUAAUACGUCUUGGAAUGGCAGGAAUCAGCAUAGUCCUUAGUACAAAGAGUGUGCAUGAAACAGAAUAACUGAGGGCUGAACUGACCUUGCCUGACUCUCCAAAUAUCCUGGCUGCAUGGAGAAGACUGGAAUGGGAUGUAGAAUGGGAAGGGGGGAACCAAACCUGUCCUCCCAAUAAACAUCCUUCCUCUUUUCAUACCUUCAGCCUGUAUGUCCUCAAGACCCUGGAUGUUUUGUCAGUAAAAUGGCCAGGAUCCACA